AUGGACUUGGACUACUGGUUCUAUGAGACAAAGCACAAUGUCUUCAUAUUCUGCUUGGGUAUGGGCGUGGCAGAGUUGGCCCAGCACUUGCCCGAUGCACCGCAAAUGGCGUGGUUUUGGCCCAUCUGCUGUGAUGCGACCUUGCUUAUGACCCUGGCCCUGACGGCCUCCUGGAAGCAGGGCUCGCCUACCUGGGGCUUCAGCUAUUGGAGUGGCUCCUUCGCACCGGUGACGGUGUGGGUGCUGACGUCAACCCUGGGUUACCAAUCGCUCUUGAAUCGAAUCUGCAGUCAUCGAAUUUUGCACAACUUGGGGGAGUAUUCCAUGCAGAUCUACCUGCUUGCAAACCCCCUCCGCGACUUGCUGCCACUCGAACUAGAGCCGAUCCUGCUGUAUGCCGCCAUUCUUACCAUCUCGGUGGCGUUUGCCGAUCUUGCCGAGAGACCGUGGUCAGAGUUCCUGAAGAAAGCUACUGACAAGAUCCAGCGUGGCGCUGCAGGUCCAAGAGACCUCGAGGACGGCAUUCUCCUCUCUGCCCGGGGCGCUCCCGAGCAAUCGAGCGCAAAGUGA
Molecule: messenger RNA, 570 nt
Organism: Symbiodinium necroappetens
Lineage: Eukaryota; Dinophyceae; Suessiales; Symbiodiniaceae
Source: the annotation of a GenBank genome assembly